This is a messenger RNA of Amblyraja radiata (thorny skate), 822 nucleotides long. RefSeq names its product thyrotropin-releasing hormone receptor-like. NCBI's taxonomy places the organism in Eukaryota, Metazoa, Chordata, Chondrichthyes, Rajiformes, Rajidae. Gene Ontology annotation, biological process: G protein-coupled receptor signaling pathway. The record is from RefSeq and is a predicted model, not a curated record. Gene Ontology annotation, molecular function: G protein-coupled receptor activity. The coding region runs from base 1 to 822 and encodes 273 amino acids. Gene Ontology annotation, cellular component: plasma membrane. The transcript has a single exon.
AUGUCUGCGGCGGAUCUGAUGGUUCUCAUCACCGCCGUCAUUCUCCACCGAUUCGUCGGCAUUUACUUCCCCGGGAGUUACCUGUCGCUCACUUUUGUCUGCCGCAUCAAGAACCCCGUCGCUUAUGCGUCCAGAGACUCAUCCGUCUGGCUCACCGUCGCAUUCACCUUCGAUCGCUUCGUGGCCAUUUGCUGUCCCAACUUCAAACGCAAGUACUGCACCAGAAAAACGGCAGCGCCCGUCGUCGCUGGUAUUAUAGCUAUGAGUUGUUUGAAGAAUGUCGGCUGGUAUUUCGUUUUCGACCCACUGUACUACGAGGACAACCUCCCUUGGUAUUGCCGAAUAAUUCCAAGUUAUUAUACCUCGCCGUGGUGGAACGCGUUCUCAUAUUUGGAUCGCAUCACCACGCCCCUGCUGCCGUUCGCGGUUGUAUUGUUACUGAAUUUCCUGACCGUCAACCGCAUCGUCGCCGCCAGCAGAGUCCGGAAGUCAUUGAGAAAUGACGCUCUCUCCGGGAAAGGCCAUGACCCCGAGAUGGAGAGCCGCAGGAAAUCGAUCAUUUUACUAUUCAGCAUUUCCGGCAACUUCAUCCUGCUUUGGAUGACGUACAUGGUGCAUUAUUUGUACAUUCGGAUCACGAGAACUUUUACUUACUCCGGGUACAACGACCCGGUGUUUAUUAUCCAAGAAGCGGGUUAUAUGCUCCUGCUUCUCUGUUGCUGCACCAAUACAUUUAUUUACACAUUAACCCAGAGGAAAUUCAGAGAUGAGCUGAAGACGAUAGUAACGUACCCGAUCCGUCAGGUUGUUAAGUGUGUUUAG